Fomitopsis serialis is the source of this 604-nucleotide messenger RNA. RefSeq lists its product as uncharacterized. NCBI's taxonomy places the organism in Eukaryota, Fungi, Basidiomycota, Agaricomycetes, Polyporales, Fomitopsidaceae. The transcript has 8 exons. The record is from RefSeq and is a predicted model, not a curated record. The coding region runs from base 53 to 487 and encodes 144 amino acids.
GAACGGCCACAGACAGUCGCCGAGAGGCGACGAGGCGGGGAGGAAAGGCGAGAUGAAUGAAAAGGUGACACGUACGACGAACAAUAGAAUUACUCCAGGUAAUCACAAUUAUAUCCCCAUAUGUGCAAUCGACGCAUCUGACAGGUGGUCAGGUAUAUCGUGCCCUGAACGUGCGCUGGUCGGCUGCCAGUACCACUCUGUACCACGUUCUUUCAAGCUGACGGCGCUUCUCCAGCACGCUUCCUCCGACAGUUGUCUGCAACCGACGAGUGCCUGUCAGCCUACCCGAACGAAUUCAUGCCUCCCCAAGCAGCUCGCCAAGCUCGACUGGAGGGUCCAGUUCGAGGAAAUGGACCAGCUUAGCUGUCCUUUCAUCCGCAAGACGAGGAACCCGGGCCUCGCCUCUCGUAUUUGCGAAGCUGUCGCGAAGGGUCACACGAAGCAGGUAGCUAUCUUUACCCUCGACGGCGAUCACAUCCCUAGGUAGGUCAUGCGCACUCUCGAGAACGAAUUGACUGCAUAAACGGCACAUUCCCCGCGCGAUGUUGCGUACCGACAAACGGCGGAGUCUACACUCGGCUCCAAUGUUUCCAAGUCCAGCUGG